Cladocopium goreaui is the source of this 279-nucleotide messenger RNA. The record is from the annotation of a GenBank genome assembly. Lineage: Eukaryota; Dinophyceae; Suessiales; Symbiodiniaceae.
AUGAACCACGGCAAGGUGGUGUAUAAGAAGCAGGAACGAUCUCGAGGCCUCGAUGUGCUCAUCUACUACUGGGAUGAUCGGGAUGGUCCAGAGCUCUGUGGUUGGUGGUUUGGGCCCAAUGUGGGUGGCGACCAGGUAUGGGCCUAUCAUCCCAGUCGCACGGCCAGCACACCCCCGGCCUCUGAGUGGAACGUCCCGCAUGAUGGGCCCAUCGACCCCAGCUUCAGCGUCUCAAUGCGUUGGGCAGCCUACAUCGGUCAGUUGGGUGGUUUCCUUUGA